Molecule: messenger RNA, 930 nt
Organism: Chrysochloris asiatica (Cape golden mole)
Lineage: Eukaryota; Metazoa; Chordata; Mammalia; Afrosoricida; Chrysochloridae
Product: olfactory receptor 1A1-like
Exons: 1
Coding region: 1-930 (309 amino acids)
Biological process (GO): G protein-coupled receptor signaling pathway
Cellular component (GO): membrane
Molecular function (GO): G protein-coupled receptor activity; olfactory receptor activity
Source: RefSeq, a predicted model, not a curated record
AUGAGGGAAGAAAACCAGUCCUCUACCCUGGGUUUCAUUCUCCUGGGAAUUACGGGUCAGCAACAGCAGGAAGAUGUCUUCUUCAUCCUCUUCCUGUUUGUUUACCCCAUCACACUGAUUGGAAAUCUGCUCAUCAUCUUGGCCAUUCGCUCUGACAUUCGCCUUCACAACCCCAUGUACUUUUUCCUUGCCAACCUCUCCUUUGUUGACAUCAUCUUCUCAUCUGUAACUGUCCCUAAGAUGCUGGCAAACCAUCUCUUGGGCAGCAAAGCCAUAUCCUUUGAAGGAUGCUUAGCACAAAUAUAUUUCAUGAUUGCCUUUGCCAACACAGAUAGCUAUAUCUUGGCUGUGAUGGCAUAUGAUCGUGCUGUGGCCAUCAGCCGGCCUCUUCAUUACACAACCAUCAUCAGCCCGAGGUCUUGCGUUCUGCUUGUUGUGGGGUCUUGGGUGAUUGGAAACUCCAAUGGUCUUCCCCACACUCUGCUAACAUCCAGGUUGUCCUUCUGUGGCAACCACGAAGUGGCCAACUUCUACUGUGACAUUACCCCUUUACUCAAGUUGUCCUGCUCUGAUAUCCACUUUAAUGUGAAAAUGAUGUACCUAGGAGUUACUGUUUUCUCUGUGCCAUUAGUAUGCAUCAUUAUCUCCUAUGUUCGGGUCUUUGCCACUGUUCUACGGGUCCCAUCCACCAAGGGCGUGCUCAAAGCCUUCUCCACCUGUGGCUCCCACCUCACAGUUGUUUCUCUGUAUUAUGGGACAGUGAUGGGCAUGUAUUUCCGUCCUCUGACCAGUUACAGCCUGAAAGAUGCAGUGAUAACUGCGAUGUACACAGUAGUGACCCCGAUGCUCAAUCCUUUCAUCUACAGUCUGAGGAACCGGGACAUGAAGGAUGCCUUGGGGAAGCUCUUCAGCAAGAGAAUUCCCUCAUAA